AUGCGGUUUAUGGUGAUUCAAGUGGUCGUCUACAGGGCCCUCGGUGCCUUGUUGCUAUGGCCCUCCGUGGUUGCUUCCCAGCAGCACCAGCAGCCGCGGAUCGCCUUGAAGCUGACAGAGGAAGCCCAGGCAAAGCAACAAGAUGAUCCUGGGUUCAUCGCUUCCCUCAUACAGCAAGCCAGCCCGGCGUCAUUCAGGCUGUCGGCAACCGAGGAGAUCUCUGUCGACCAGAUCUUGAAGUCCCACCUCCUUGACGACCUUAAAGCAAGGGUAGUCGCCAUGCGAAAAUUGGAUACCACCUUCAAAGUACCCAACUUCGAGGCGUGGUACAAUAUUCAGGUUGGGUCAGGCGGCACGGGGGGGCAAGCACGGAGGGCUGAUGAGAAUGCCGCACAAGAUACCACAGGGACGGGCGAGCCGAGGCUAGCUUUGCCGAAGUACACGGUUGAGCUUAUUCAUCAGCUUUACCAGCUCCCGGAGGUCGAGAGCGCGCACGCGCUUCAUCCCGGCCCGCCACCCGGGGUCAAUGCCGGCGACGACCCUCGGAGCAGAUACCAAGGUUACCUUAACGCGGCGCCUCAGGGCAUCAAUGCACGUUACGCUUGGGGAUUCCCAGGAGGGAAUGGCGAGGGGGACCUGGCUACCUCUGGCAUUACCCUGAUCUCGGGCCGAAACCAAGCUUGGUUUGGACACGGUACAAGCGUUCUCGGCGAGAUGUUCAUGGUUGACAACCAGAUCGGCGGGGUUGGGAUCGUCCCCGCGGCCAAAGGAAGGGUGGUCUCGCAGCACCGUGAAGAUUGGACGUACAACACGGCCGACGCCAUUCUGGACGCAGCCGCCCACUUGAGCUUCGGUGACAUCAUCCUGGUCGAGGCACAAGAGUACGACCCUGUCAGCGGCGUGUAUGACUGGCCGGUCGAGGUUGUCGACGUGAACUUCGACGCCAUCCAGCUCGCAACGGCGAUGGGCAUCACCGUCGUACAAGCCGGGUGCAAUGGCCGCAAUGACCUUGAUCAGUAUACCAGCCUGUCUGGGAAACGCAUCUUCGACCGUUCCAGCCCGGACUUCCGCGACUCUGGCGCCAUCAUGGUCGGUGGCGCGAACCCUUUGGUUCCUCAUACCCCAUGGUUCAGCUCCAACUACGGUUCCCGUAUCGAUGUGUAUGCGUGGGCCGAAGGCGUCGAGACGGCCGACACCGACGACACCGGAACCGCAAACUCGUACACGAGCUCCUUCCGCGGCACAUCCAGCGCAUCGCCCAUCAUCGUCGGUACCGCAGCCAUCAUCCAAGCCAUAUCACAGAAGAGACACAACACCAAAAUGCACCCCAUCGAACUGCGCCGAAUCCUCACCACAACCGGCGGAACCCCCAGCGCGGACCCAGCCACCGACCGCAUCGGCAUCAUGCCCGACCUCAAAACCAUCAUCGACACCAUCUUCGCCGGCGCCAACCACACCUCCGACCCCCACACCCGCGACCACACCCCCCUCGCCAAACCAGCCGGCACCCUCGGCACCGCGAUCGUCACGACAACCAACCCCUCCCUCCCACACCCCGCCAUCCCGGGAACACGCCCACUCCAUGUACCUCUGCCUCCUCAACCGCGGCAGCAACCCGCCGACCCCGCCACCGCUAUAGUCUACUGGUUGCCGCGGUCGCGCCGGGGGGUGGGCAAGCCCGUGAUGCCGCGGUUGGGGUGGACGGCGCCGGUGGGGGGGUAUGGUUGUGGUGGCGGGUACUGGUUUGUGGCGGUGGUUUGGGCGGGGCCGCAUCCGGUUCCUGUGAUGCCGGCCGGGGUUGGGGAGUUUGUGGCGGUGGUGGUGCGAGGGAGUAAUAUUGUGGGUAGGAAUGGGACUGGGAUCCAUCGGUUUCCGGUGAGGAUUCGGCGGGCGUUUGAUGAGUCGAGGGAGUUUAUAGUCAGAUGUGUUAGGAGGCUGCCUGAGGGGUCGAGGGUCAGGCUGCAAGUCCCGCAGGUGCUGGCGGGGGCGAUAAAUGUGAAGGCAUGUGGUCGUCGUGGUGCGGAUGGUCAGGGGGUUGUGGUUGUGAAAUUGGAACCGGGAGAAAUGGCGAAGGUUCCGGAUGAAGCGUACGAGUAUGCUCUUGUACAGCAGUGGCAAGGGGUUGCGGUGGGAAGGUAAAGCGGAGGUUUGGUCCUGUGGCUGAAG
Molecule: messenger RNA, 2166 nt
Organism: Chaetomium fimeti
Lineage: Eukaryota; Fungi; Ascomycota; Sordariomycetes; Sordariales; Chaetomiaceae
Product: peptidase S8/S53 domain-containing protein
Exons: 8
Coding region: 1-2139 (712 amino acids)
Biological process (GO): proteolysis
Molecular function (GO): serine-type endopeptidase activity
Source: RefSeq, a predicted model, not a curated record